UUACCCAUUGAGGAAUCUUUGGGUCUGUAGGAAUGAAAUGAGAACCAAAGGGGGAAGAAAAGGCCACUAUGAGCCAAAUAGUCGGCUAAUAAAUUUCCUUCUCUAUAUGUAUGAGAGAUGCUAACUAUCCAAUUCCUUUGCAUGAGAUUGUGAAACUACCAUACUAAGCUGACUUGCUGAUGUGUGGGCGAUUCACUCAUUACCAGUAUGGAUAUUAUUGUCGUUGAUUCCAUUUGUAAUGUUUGCAUUAGAUCUCCAAGCUGUGAGGCCAGCUAGAGCCUCUCAAUGGGCCUUCAAAUUUUAACACGAGUGAUAGAGCAUCUUCUCGCAUGGAUGUGUAGGUCAUCAAGAAGUGACUCUACCAAUCUCGCACUCUUCCUCUUGCUCUUGUCUUCCAAAAAAAGAUGGUAUGUAUGCUCCACCUAAAUUCAUUGUGACCCACUCCAAUGGUGUUGAUAUCCAUCCCACAUCCAUGUCUUGACGCGCCACACAGUCCGUAGUGUUAGUUUCCUUACAGCGACAAAGAUGUCUAUUGAUAUUAUGGUUCUUUUAGCUUAUCUUAAUGUGGGCGUCUACCACCCUUCAUAAGAUGUCAUCAUUUCGAGCCCUCCAAAGUAAGAAUAGGCUACCCCAAAUGUGACAUGCAGGUAUGGUUUAGAAAUGUGAUAGGAGAACCAAUCAGGAAAAUGUACCUUGAAGAAUGUAGUUUAUUCGAGUUGCAAUAUUAUUAUAUCUAAAGUUCAACAUGUAUGUCUUCAAUUAUAACAAAAAAUAUACAUUAUAAAUAGUGGAAAUCAACAUAAUUAUAGUAUUUUUGAAUAGGAAAAAAAUUCAACCCUAAAAUAAUAAUUCAUCAAUAAAAUAAAAAUAUAAUACUAUAUCAAAUCAUUCAUCUUUGAAUCUAACACAUCUAUAUAGUAAAUAGCUAACAUAAACUUGUCAACUAGACAAAAACCUCUUUUGCUUAUAAAAGAUUAAAGUCUACUAGACUACCAAUUAUUCAAACACGCUAAGUUAAACGAAUAUGCAUCAAAAUAAUUCAAAUGUAAAAAAUGAUAUGCAAUGACCUAUUUCUAUCUCAUCAACAAUUUUGGUAAGGUGGUCAUCUCCAAGAUGAUUCAAGAAUCAAGAGAGGAAAGGCGGCGACAAUGAGGAAUUGAGAAAGUAAACUAUAGCCGACUGAGAGGGUAAAAAUUUCAAGGGUAAAUAUAAUUACAUUUUAAUAAUGUUUAUUUAUUCUAUUACCUUCAUGCUAAUAAUAAUUUAUAAAAAUAUAUUAUAGCUUUUUACGUAUAGCAAAAUACCUUGUUGGGUUGGGGUGGGGUGGGGGGGGGGGGGGGGGUUGGGAAUGGGUAUGGGGCGAGCGACGCUAAAACCAUACCCGCCUCAUACCCAUCAAGUUCUUUGCGGAUUUUAUCCAUACACGGUCAAUGCGAGGAUUCCCCGUGUUGACUGGGUCGGAGGUGGCGGAUACUCGCGGCCAUGGGUUUGAUUGUCAUCCCUAACUAAGAUGGUGUAAUAAUCACAUAUUACAAAUUAUAAUAAAAAUAAUGAAUAUAUGCGUCAACGAUUUAUGACAGCAAGUCAGAAUACUAUAUAACAUGAAAAAAUACAAUAUUGGGUUAAAAGUGGAAGGAACAUGAAAGAAAAAAAAAUAUUAUAUUGGGUUAAUAGAUAGAACAUGAAAAAUAAAAUAGCAACCUCUUACUUAUACCUACUAUUUGCGGAUGUGUUUUUGUUGUUGACAAAUGUGGUUCAGCUUAAUCCAUCUCCAAACAGGGAAGCCAGUCACGUUGCAGAAGUGGAGCAAUGAUGUUACAUAUUAAAAAUUCAAUCAAGCGGUGAUAUGUUAAUCCUAGCCUGACAAGCAACCAAAUCCUCAAUGGAACUCAAUUGUCAAGAGACAAACUUGACUUUGAUCCACAGUGCUGAAUGGAUGCGCGAAAGCAUAUGAGCGAUCAUUGCUCGACACUACCACACACAUUGGAUAAGAUAUUUUUACAUUGCAAAGGACAUAACCUGGCAAUCUGUACAGAUGCAGGUAGGCACCGGAUCAUGUGUUGCAGUCAAGAUGACAUUGAAUAGACCAUAGGCUUUCGCUUGAAUAUGGUAGGGACAAAGGAAGGUAUAAGCCUUGACGUUGUACAAUUGACCAUGAUAAUUAGCAAUAAUAAUACCAUAAUCUGCAAGAGACGAAUCUGAGACAAAGGAAUUGCCACAAAUCAUCACUUGUACGAGAACCAAAAAGGUGAUGGUGAAGGGUUCAAAUUGGGACCCCUAGGUUGAGAAAGUGAAUUUUGGGAGCACUUCCUUUUAUAGAUUUGUUACUCAUAUAAAUUAUCAUAUUUAUGUGAAAUGUGAUCAUUUAUGGAGUCCGUGAAGGAUGUCUAAAACUUAAAACUGAAGCAUGAUAAACAGAGCACUAUUACCAAAAUUCAAUUUAUACAUGAAACUUGCAUUAAUAAUAAUGCAUAGAACACACUUCCAAAGUUAGAAAUGCUCUUACAAUCUGGGUAACGCUAUAAAAUGUUCCACUUGAGAGUCGUAUGGCAAGCUGUUAGAAUUCCUUUGGGUAUAUAUUAGUUACCACUUAUCAGAAUGGGUAGCAAGUUAAGAUAUGCUAACAUUUUGGUUGAACUGAGUGCAGAUUGGGAGUUUUCUGAUCAUGUUGUGCUUUGAACGGAUGAGGAAUCCUUCAUUCACAUAAGGGUGUCUUAUUUUCACCUACCACCAGUUUGCAAAAUAUGUUUCUCAUUUGGAUUAGAUUGUGGUUGUGAAAGUAGGCAAGGGAUACAGGUAUGGAUCUGCAAAGAUGCCAGUGACGAAGGAUGUGAAGUUGAGAACCUUGAUGUAAAGGAUAAUGAGAAGAUUGAUAAGGAUAAUGAAUUAAUUAUGGAAUCUUAAUCCCCAUUUGAAGUUGCAAGGGAAGCAGUAGAGGAAUCUGGCUUAAUGAUUAGAUCAAAUAUUUGUUGGUAUUGGUUCCGCUGAGAACAAGGGCGAGUCAUCUACUCUAUUGAAAAGAAUCAAUCUUGUGCAGUCAUUUCAUUAGUUUCCUAGUUGGUGAGGUUAAAUCAUUUUUCUUCCAUCUGAAGAUGAAUUUCAUCUAGUGGUUAAUGGUGUUGGACCUACGGUAUAGUCUCCUCAAUCAAGUCAUAAGAGUGUUCUCCUCUAAUCCAUCAUGAUCAUUCUGCUUUGGAAUGUUAGAGUAAUAAACUCUCUAAGAGAAAGAACUUUCUUUCAUUCCUUAGUAACUACACCAUAUAGGUGGUAGAUGUAUUGGAAACAUGAGUUUGAUAGGUUAAAUCAGAAGAGGUGGUGGAGGGCUUAGAGUAUGUUUAUUAUUAACCUAUUGUUGUUGACUACUUGACUUAAGGAUAAUUGAUCGUAGUAAGAUGUUUGUCUAUUGUCUAGUGUGAUCACAAGAGGGUGGAAUUUUUUCAGUUACGACUGUUUAUGGCUCAAAUGAAGAGAUAGAGAGAAGAGCUAUAUACCAGGAAAUGGCUAGAGUGAAGGUAAGUAGUUUCCCGUGAUUGAUUGAUGGUAGUUAUUAUUUCCAAUGAGGAUCUCAAACCUGAGGGAUUUUAUGAGUUGUAUGACUGAUUUUAGUAGUUGAGUGGCUAGUAUGGAAGUGUUUUAUCAUCAUUAAAUAUGCCCAUUCUUUACUUGGACAAACAACCAAGAGAGGAAUUUGAUAGCAAAGAAAUUAAAUAGGGUCUAACUGAAUGAGCAGUGCUUUGAUACAUCUCAUAAUUGUAGAAUUGAGAUUAUUAAUACCAACUUCACAUAUCAUUGUGGUAUCAUUGUAGCUUCAAAGCCUCUACAAAAGAUCCCUCUCUAAGGCCUUUAAAUAUUUAGAAUUCUUUGUUCACGUGGACACAACAGUGAAGUCUUGUCGUCUAGCAUUAGAGUGUCUGUUACAAAUAGGUCGGAUGAUAAUGCAAAAAGUAUGCUUUGUGUUUGUCACUUCGACUAAAAUUAAGAAUAUUGUACUUCAUAAGAAUCCUCAUAGAGCUCUAGGUCCUUAUGGGUUCUCAGUGCGGUUUAAAAAGAAAGUUUGGAAAAUAAUUGCAUUAGUAUUAAUUUUUAAUAAACUUAAUAAACAGAAUUUUUUGUUUCAUUUAAACAUUUUUUAUUCUUCAUUACCCCAUAGAGAUAUCGAAUAGAAUGAACAAUUUUUUUCCACUGUAACUUUGAAAAUGAUGUUGCGAUAAGGGUGGUGUUCUUGAUUUUGUCACUUCAGAGCGACUUUCGGGUAGUGUAAAUGCUACAUGUGUAUCUCUUUGCUCUAAAAUUUCAUUUGCUUGUUCUUUAAAUGAUCUCAGACAUAUAUGUUUAUUAGGUUGAAAAGGUUCUCACAUGAAAUUAUAAGUGGUCCAUAUAUGUUUAUUAUAGCUUUGGAUGGGUUAUCUCUGCUUCAUAAAAAUAAUGCAUGGAAAAUGUUUGGAUUUCGUCAAGGACAUUGUGAGUGAGAUACUUAGUACUUACUUCCCCUAUGGAUUGCUUGGAUGUUGAAAUACAAGGUGAAGAAUGGUAGCAUGUGGAAUGUCAAUUCCAGUCCUAGUUGCUCUUGGGCUCGGAGAAUGGUACUCAAAAUACGACUCAUUCAUCAAGUUCACUUUAAGGUGCAAGGUUCAGCUCCAUGUUGGGAUAGUAUUCCUGUGAAAAAUUUUAAUUUUGUUGUUGUUUGGGAAACCUUGAGGCCUAAAUGACAUAUUUUUUAGUGGGCAUCACUUGUGCGAGGGAAAGGUUGUACCUCGCUUAAGUUUCAUAACAUGGAUAGUGAUGUUGGAUGGUAUUGUUGCUAGAGGAAAGAUUAUAAGAUGGGAGAAAAUUAUGGAUGAAAUUUUCGUGUUGUGUGAAUCCUGUGUUGAAGCUAGAGAGCACUUUUUUUUUUUUCCAAUGAUCUUACACAAAAAAAGUUUGUGGAAUGUAUUAGUUGUAUGACUCUAUUUUGCUGGAGGUCAUAGACUGACUAAGUUCAUGCUUCAUGUGUUCUCUACAAACAAAAUAAUGUUGCUUGUAGAAUUCUUGGUCUUCUCUAGUGCUUGAGUGUGGCAUACCUAUGGAUAGGGAUAUGUAGGAUGCUUCAUAGAGAACAUCCUAGACUUGCUAAAAAUUGGAAGAUUUUGUGAUCCAAUAUCUAUUAUUUAUAAAUAGUGAAACGAACUGGUUAGUGGAUUUAGUUGCAAUGAGUACUAGCAAAUUGGUAGAAAGUUGUAAUAUUGGCAAAGUUGAUUAAAGCAUGUUGCUUUACUGGAAUUUACUCAUAUUCCUCAAGGACUUGUGUUUAAACUCCUCUUCUUUGUAUGGUUUAAAGUACGCAUCUUGCAUAAUGUUUUGCUAGCAAUAAAAGGGAACCAAUUCAACAAAAAAAAAGUUAUUUAUAUGAUAUAUCAAGCUUAGUUUUUGAAGAGCUACAUAUUAGUCUAAUUGAUAAAUUCUAUAGUGAGUUAUGUUCAUAUAUAUCGACGGGGUAUAAGGUUCAUUUAUGGAAAAUUGGGUUGUAUUGUUCAUUGAAUGGUGAUUAUUUUAUAUAUUGUAGGGAAUCUAAGGGUAAGGAGGUCUUGGUGGAACCAAGACCCAAACAUUGAUAUACCCACUAGAAAAAGUAAGUAGAAUCAGAGAUAAUCCUUGUAUGUUAAGGUUGAUGUAUGAUUUUGAUUUUGAGUUUGAUUGUGGGAUUGGAUUACCAUUGUGAUGCUUGGUUAAAUGAUGAACGUGGUCAACAAUAUGUAGAUGAUUCUAACUUGAAUAGUGAUUGUCUAACUGUGGUUUUUACCUUGAUGGGGUGAUUGUUAUGCAAUGGAAAUGUGAUGUUGUUCUUCGUGGAUUAUUGAAGGAUUACAUGAAAUCUUGAAUUGUACCUUCAAUAGAUCGAGUUGAAUUGGAUUUAUUUGAUAUUGUUGACCUGUACUUUUGAUUAAGAAAGAGAUAUUUGCAAGAAAGAUUAGAAGCCUUUUGAUACUAUAUGAGGAAGCGAGAAGCCUUUCGACAUUCCAUGAGAAAAACAGUAGUUGUUUUACCCCAGGAUGUUCUGGACGCUUAGAGAGGCUACACUUGAAGACUUGCUGGUACUCAGUGAAGGGCGCCACCGACGUUCCUGCAAAAAGUGUCCCCAUGGGUUGUGCGGGACAUCCUCCAACGCCCAAGUUAGAGAAGGAUAAAGAGUGAUUUACAUAUUGAAAAUAAUAAGUAGUUGAGUUAACAUAAAUGAAGUAGAGAGGGAUGUUUAAUGCUCAUGUCAGAAGGAUCAUAGAUUUUCUUUACCGUACAACACCUGCAACUUGCAUUAAAUGUGCAAGUUAGGAAUGUUCUUUAUCGUACAACGUCUACGGUUGCAUUUAAUGUGUUUAGGGAAGUGUGAUGCAUAUCCUGACACAAGGCUUUGUACUAUCGCCUAUCACACAAGCAUAUGCUUCACCUUUGGUGGGCAUAAUGUAUGAUUCUUCGGGAGUGGAAAGUGGGUUCCAAGCAAAGGUUCCAACAAAGUUCCACGUUUCGUGUCUUUACGCUUUUCAUUGACUCACGCAAAGCAAGCCGAGCUUUAUGAGAUCAGACGCGAAUCGUGACUUGGGCCACAUUGUGCACUUUAUGGAUACCUUAUUUUGUGAUAGUAUUAUUCACGCUUUUGGUUCAAAGUAAAUCAAUGUUUUGAUGGUGUUGAGUUUUGAUUGCACAUUGUUGACCUUGAGUAUUGUCAUUAUUUUUUCCGAUGCACUAAUGCCUAUAUUUGAUGAAUUUGCUUGAUUAUGGAUAAUUCUGCUUUACUAAGAUUGAGACUCAUCAAACACCCUAUUUUUUGCCAGGUUGGAAAGGGGUUUUUGCAUCAGACUUCUCGAAGAUGAGUAAACUUUGAUGCUUGAUCGAUCAGCAGUUGGGAUUCACACUCUUUGCAAAAGCAUAAUGCAUAUGCAUUCGAAACUUUGUUGAGUAGAUACGUGAAAAAUUAGUUUUAGUGUAGUAAGGUUAAGAAACUAAAGUUGUAAGCUACUGUGUGUUGAAGGUUUUUCAACUUAUAGAUAAGUAAUCUAAAUGAUUUGGUAUGUUGUAUGAUAUAAUGGAGUUACAUAUGAAUUAUAUAUGUCCUAAUGAGACAAGGUUCCUUGAAAUUAGUGUGCAACUAUUGUUGUUAGUAUGUUGGAAAAGAGCUUAAACUGGUGAAUAAAGCCUGUGAAAUAUGAAACCAAGUUGUUGUCAACUACGCAGAGAGAACAACUCGGCCAAUAGAACCAGAAAGUCCAAGCAGAACACACCAAACAAAGAGUGCGAAUGUAGCAAACAAGAAAUUAGAGCUCAAACCAAAACUACGAUGAUAAAAAAAAACAUGCCCAAGAAAGUGGAUUCCCUCUAAGGUUCUAGGUCUUUUGUUGUUUAAGUUCCAAUGUAACUUUACAAUGAUAAAUUUAUGAGUUGCUAAUACACACCCUAACUAUAUGUCAACAUAUUUUUUACACAUUGGUAAUUAUUAGUAGUAAGAAAGUUAUAUAAGAUCCAUACAUGAACCUCUCGCAACAACUCAUCUUAUUGAGACUAGUUAGUUUACGCGGUACGUCACAUAAUUAGUUUGACCGUGAAGUUCUGUGUUGAAGUCCUCACGAUCCCAACAUUAAAACUUUAAAGUGUUCCAAAAAAAAAUUUCCCCUUAAGAAAGAAGAAAGAGAAGGUGAGGGAGAAAAAAAAAAGCAAUCAACAUCUCACCAACCUCCCGAGUUAGUGAUGGGAGGUGGUGGGAAAAAGGGAAGGGAAUAGUGGAGUCGUCUCUCUCUCCACCCAUCAAUUGAGUUUAUACUGAGAGCGGAUGGAUCCAAAUGCUAAACAGCAACAGAAGGUGGGAGGAAAAGGGAGGGUGGAGGGGCAUAUAUCCAACGUGGCGGUCGCUAAUUGGUCAACAUCAGUAGGCGGGAGUAGGUGAGUGACACCAACAGCGCCCCCUUCCUUCCCUCCAUCCUUCCAGUAUUUUAUAUUGACCUUUGCCUUUGAUUCCGUCUGCCUGUUUCUUCCGCUUUCUUUUUUUCUUUUCUUUCUAUAUUCCCUUUUCCGAAAGUCCAAUUUCUUGGCCUAGCUAUCUAAUCUAAUCUCACACCAACUAUAAAACCUCCACCUCGAGGGCGAAACAACUCAGGUUGCUCCAACCUAAUUCAAGCUCAUUUCCCACCCACCUUCAUUUCCCGGCUGUUCAUCUUCCUUUUUUUUCCCUCCACCAAACCCAACCAGCGAGCUAAAAGAAUACAGUUUCCGAUCUCGGCGCCGGCCGGCAAAGGAGCACUAAGCAAGCAGAGUACUUCAUCACUACUUCUUUCAUCAGGUAAUUGAUCCUUCAUUCUUCUCUCUCCGUUUCUUGUUUGUUUUUUACUCGUUUUGGUUCAUGCAUGUCCGUCAAACUCCUCCAUCUCUCUCUCGAUGUAUCUGUCUAUCUUUUGGUUUUGGAAACUAUCAUUUGUGACAAGAAAACGCGACCCGGGAAUCUAAUGGAACGGUUGCAUGGCAUCAUCGGGCGGCCGGGAAUCUAAUGGAAUCUAGAAAAUAGAGUUGGUAAAAAAAAAAAAAAACAGUUUUGCUCCCUUUCUCGAUUAUCUCCAUUCAAAUCAACUUUCUCUUACAAAUUUCUGGAGAAUGAAACCACCCAUUCACGCAUCACCACCGUAGUUUGAUUAUUCACCAUCUGACGUACAAGACUUAGGAUAUAGAUGAGGUAAUUUGGCAACUAAGUAUUCUUACAUAGUUAUUAAUUAAGUUAGCUACAUUCAAAGAGAACGACAAAACAGAGGGUUAUUUUGGUCCAUACCAUACCAGACUUGGUAUUGGGGAAGUUUGUAUUUUUCUUUCUCAUAAUAAAGUUAAAAAAAUGAAAAUUAGGUAAUUUGGCAAGUUUAUUUUUCCUUUAUUAUUCCUAAUUAAACAAAUCUCUAGAGUUGAAAUUUCAAACUGGAAAUUAAUAUACUACCCUAAUAAGAAAAAAAAGCAAAUAUUACUGCCACAUAUAUAUAUAUAUAUGACGAGUUCUACGGUACCCUGGGUAAAAUCCGGGGUACCACAUACCUUGAGUAUGAAAACACUAUCUAGACCUUGAAUUGACCGAUCUUUCGGACAUGAUACGAUACUCUAGCUCUUAAAGAUCAAAAUCUAGGUCUUAAUUCUCCCAAUCUUAUACUCCAAGAUAAAUUUUAUUAGAAAUAAUAAUCGACGGUUAUGAUUCGUCCAAAUAUAGGCACAAAAAAGAAUGUACCAUCUUAGGGUUUAUAGAUUAUAAUUUAGAUAAUUAGGACCUAGGGUUCACUCAUUAAGGGUUAGGGUAUAGUAUCAGACCCAAAAAUCCUGCUAAUUCGAGGUCUAGAUACCGUUUUCAUACUCAAGGUAUGCGGUACCCCGGAUUUCACUCGGGGUACAAUAGAAGGCACCAUAUAUAUAUAUAUAUAUGAAUCUGUAAAGUGGAAAAUUCAACCUGAAAUAAUAUUCUAACCUAAAUUAAAAAAAAGGGAAUUAUAUUACUGCCGUCUAUUUAUUAUUCUCCUUGAGUUUUUUUGACUGUUUGUUCUUAGGUAGGAAUUUGGUCCAACAGUAAAGAAAAUUAGAUGGGAAUUAGCUCGGGAGUUGCGACUUGGAUGCCUUCCUCUCUAUAAAUAUAAAUUAACAGAAGACUACAUGAUAUGAACCGUCUCCUGGGGAAGAAACAAAAACAAAAGAUAAAUCAAAAUACAAAGGUUGGCACUGCACUGCAGGCAGGAAAAAAAUAUUACACUUGGCCAACAACGUAACUCUGCUGCUGCCUCUUUUUUGUUCUGUAAGUAGGACCAAUUAAUCGUCAACCCACCUUAUCAUCAAUCAACAAAACUCUAAUCUCAUUGUUAAUAUCAUUUUCUUCUUCUGUUCAACGAUACGCGUGAAUUGAUCUUAGGUUUACCCUUGUGUUAUUCUUUUUCCAUAUUUCAGAAUUUUCGUCUCGUGAAAAAACAUUAUCACUAACAAAGAACAAAACAAAAUCGGUCCAAGGGUUAACGUGACUGCACAUUGCGCCUCCAGUCUGUCCCCAACCCAUAUGAUCUUUUCAAGACCGAAUCGAACAAUUGAUUUAAAACGGUUUUGUUGUUUUAAUAUCCGAUCCGAUCUUUAAUUCAUUUUUAUUUUAUGACGCUGCGGGCAGGCCGGCGGGGAUCUUACAAAUAUAAAUACAGUCAACUGGGCCAGUCCAAUUCAUUUUCAUUAAUGAUUAUUUUAUCACGUUUUGUCUACCUUGACCACUUAAUUAAUACAAAGCUAAUUGCAUUAUAUACUUGGAGCAGGCCAGCAACCUUUACCAAGAAAGCAAAUCCGAACUGUGAAAGCGGAAAAAAAAAAAAUCGAGAAUGAUCGUCAACGUGAAGGAAUCGAGUUUGGUCCAGCCGGCGGAGGAGACUCCGAAUGUGGGUCUGUGGAACGCCAACGUUGACCUGGUCGUGCCGCGGUUCCACACCCCGAGCGUCUACUUCUACCGCCCCACCGGCGCCGCCGACUUCUUCGACCCGGCCGUCAUGAAAAAGGGCCUGGCUAAGGCCCUCGUCCCGUUUUACCCCAUGGCCGGGCGGCUGAGGAGGGACGAGGAUGGUCGGAUUGAGAUCAACUGCAACGCCGAAGGCGUUCUCUUCGUCGUCGCCGAUACCACCUCGGUGAUCGAUGAUUUCGGCGACUUUGCGCCCACGUUGGAGCUCCGGCAGCUUAUCCCGGCUGUGGAUUACUCCGGCGGGCUCUCCACCUAUCCUCUCUUGGUUCUCCAGGUGACAUAUUUCAAAUGUGGCGGAGUCUCGCUCGGCGUCGGGAUGCAGCACCACGCCGCCGACGGCUUCUCCGGCCUACACUUCGUCAACACGUGGUCCGACAUGUCACGAGGGCUCGACAUCACACUGCCGCCGUUCAUCGACCGGACCCUCCUCCGAGCCCGCGACCCGCCCCGCCCGGCAUUCGAGCACAUCGAGUACCUCCCUCCACCGGCGAUGAAAACCCUCUCCACCGCCGCCGCCGCCGUCACCGGCGACGCCGCUUCCAAACCGACCGCCGAACCUGCCCCCGCCGCCGUCUCGAUCUUUAAGCUUACAAGGGACCAGCUCAACGCCCUGAAAGCGAAGGCCAAGGAAGCCGGGAACACAAUCAGCUACAGCACCUACGAGAUGCUCGCCGGUCACGUCUGGCGUUCCGCCUGCAGAGCCCGCGGCCUCGCCGACGACCAGGACACCAAACUGUACAUCGCCACCGACGGGAGGUCCCGCCUCCGCCCGCCGCUACCCGCGGGCUACUUCGGCAACGUGAUCUUCACGACCACCCCAAUCGCGUCGGCGGGGGAUCUGGGCAACAAGCCCACCUGGUUCGCCGCGGGCCGGAUCCACGACGCGUUGGGCCGGAUGGACGACGAGUACCUGCGGUCGGCGCUGGAUUACCUGGAGGUGCAGCCGGAUCUGACGGCGCUGGUCCGCGGGGCCCACACUUUCAAGUGCCCGAACCUCGGGAUCACGAGCUGGGCUCGGCUGCCGAUCCACGACGCCGACUUCGGGUGGGGCCGGCCCAUCUUCAUGGGCCCGGGCGGGAUCCCGUUCGAAGGGCUGUCGUUCAUCCUGCCCAGCCCGACCGGCGACGGGAGCAUGUCGGUGGCGAUCUCGCUGCAGGAGGAGCACAUGAAGUUGUUCAAUAGCCUCAUCUAUGAGAUUUAAUUUCAUUCAACUAGUAAAAAAUUGUCUCAAAGGCACAUAUGAUGAUGGUGGAAUCGUUUUUUUAUUGUUAUUUUCCUUUUUGUUCAUGAUAAAGCUGCUCUGUUCAUCGAAUUCCUGCAGACUAUUUUCGUGCAACUGUUGAUUAGAAAUGAAAAUGCAGAAGAGAAAAAAAGUUACAGUACUGCU
Linum trigynum is the source of this 11864-nucleotide messenger RNA. NCBI's taxonomy places the organism in Eukaryota, Viridiplantae, Streptophyta, Magnoliopsida, Malpighiales, Linaceae. The record is from the annotation of a GenBank genome assembly.